Aphidius gifuensis is the source of this 2290-nucleotide messenger RNA. It is a transcript of the gene RSG7, whose product is annotated as regulator of G-protein signaling 7. The transcript has 10 exons. Gene Ontology annotation, biological process: intracellular signal transduction; G protein-coupled receptor signaling pathway; regulation of G protein-coupled receptor signaling pathway. The record is from RefSeq and is a predicted model, not a curated record. Lineage: Eukaryota; Metazoa; Arthropoda; Insecta; Hymenoptera; Braconidae. The coding region runs from base 341 to 1900 and encodes 519 amino acids.
GUGCCAGUUGGGACAUUGUCGCAAAUCUACCUACACAAUACAUACAAUUAACAACAAUAUAUUUUUUUUCAUAUUACAAAAUAUUUUUAUUAAAGUUCAUACCAAUUUUUUCUUGGUAUUUAAUUUUGUUGUACCUUGUUUUUUCUAAGUGAUUAUUUGGAUAUUUGUUUUUAAGUCAAAUUGGAAUUAUAACCAAAUACACACAUAUAUUUUUUGGACCUUUCCAAUUUCAUUCAUAAUAAAAAACAUUAACAAAAAAUGAUCAAUAGAACCUGACGAUUAAUAUUGCUCGUUAUAAAAUUUUCAAGGAGGGCAAUGGUGCACCUCCUUUAGCUUUGAUAUGGUAACUAUGAGCUCCGAAAAAUCCGCCACCCGGCGAAAACCCAAUGAGACUGGUGAUGGCUCUUCAUCUAAGGGCUCAAAUGAAAAUUUAAAUGCCGUUAAUAAAAAUAGAUUUUCAACUGGUAUAUUUUAUGGUGAAUCAACAACGAAAACAACAUCAACAUCAACAGAUACUUCAAAUUGUAAAACAACUGAUGUACCAAAAUCAGUUGUAACAUGUCCAGAUGACAGUCCAAAUUAUCUCGUUUAUAAAAAGAUGGAAUCUAUCAUUGAAAAAAUGCUUGAUGAAACAAAUGGAGUGCCAGUUAGAACAAUAAAGAAUUUCAUAACAAAAAUACCAUCAGUAUUUACUGGUAUGGAUUUAAUAAGUUGGAUGGUUAAAAAUAUGGAUAUUGAUGAUCAAGAGGCACUUCAUGUUGCUCAUUUAAUGUCAUCACAUGGUUAUUUAUUUCCAAUUGAAGACCAUUCAUUGCUUAUUAAAAAUGAUCAUUCAUUAUGUCGUUUUCAAACACCAUAUUUUUGGCCAUCAAAUUGUUGGGAACCAGAAAACACUGAUUAUGCUGUUUAUUUAUGUAAAAGAACAAUGCAAAAUAAAGCAAGAUUAGAAUUAGCUGAUUAUGAAGCUGAAAAUUUAGCUAAAUUACAAAAAAUGUUUUCAAGAAAAUGGGAAUUUAUAUUUAUGCAAGCUGAAGCACAAAGUAAAGUUGAUAAAAAACGUGAUAAAUUAGAACGUAAAGUACUUGACAGUCAAGAACGUGCAUUUUGGGAUGUUCACAGACCAAUGCCUGGUUGUGUCAAUACUACAGAAAUGGAUAUAAAAAAAGCAUGUAGAACUAAAAAACCAAUAAAAGCAAGUAAACAUUCACAACUUGGUGUUGCUGGUGGUAGAAUAUCACCAACACACACUGAUAUGCCUAUUAAUCGUUCAACAGAAGCUAUGAAAAAGGAAAUUGAUAUUCUCAGGCAACGUUUAGACAGAAGAAAUAUCAAGAUAUCAAAAGUUGCUGAAGCAAUGAUUGGAUACUUUGAACAAUACGUUGAAUAUGAUCCAUUAUUUACACAACCAGAGUUUUGUAAUCCAUGGAUAUCAGACAAUGUAGAAUUAUGGGAACAGGAAAAACUUGCAAAAGAUAUAUCAGCUAGAAAAGUUAAACGUUGGGCAUUUAGUCUUAAAGAAUUAUUACAAGAUCCAGUUGGUCGUGAACAAUUUGAAAAAUUUCUUGAUAAAGAAUUUAGUGGUGAAAAUUUAAAAUUUUGGGAUGCUGUACAAAAUUUAAAAACAUUACCACAACGUCAUGUACAAGCUAAAGUACAAGAAAUAUGGAAUGAAUAUUUAGGACCAGAUGCUAGUUGUCCAAUAAAUGUUGAUUCAAGAUCAUUUGAAAUGACAAAAAAAAAUAUUGAAGAACCUGAUCGUUGGUCAUUUGAUGUUGCUGCUGCACAUGUUUAUCAUCUUAUGAAAAGUGAUAGUUAUUCACGUUAUUUACGAUCAGAAAUGUACAAAGAUUUUUUAAAUGGAUCUAAAAAAAAGGUUCUUCGUUUUCCAUUUAAAUUGUAGAUUUCUGUCAAGGGAAUUCGUAGUAUUGUAUCAUUUCCUGGAAAAAAAGAAAGUUCAUCAACGUAAUUUACAGCCAAAUAAAUGCCUUUAAAUGGUGUUUUUUUUUUUUUUUUUAUUAAUUCACUCUUAAACACUUCUUACAUUCUUGAUUAAAAAUGUAUUUUCAAAAAUUCAUUGACAAUCCACUAGACAUAUGCCAUUUUUCUUUUGAAAUACGAAAGAGACAUAAAAACCAGCCAGGUUUAAUCAUUGAUUUAAAUUUUUAUUUAUGUAAUUAACGUAAAAAAAAUGAUACAAAUAUUGUGGUAAAAAAAAAAAACUUUGAAAAUGUUUUUUUAAUUUCGAAACGAUUUUUUUUUCCGCACUGUUUCUUUAUAGUAAGUUAAUUUU